AUGCCCAGGACAGCUCCUUCUGCAGUGACAGUCCUGUGCCGGAAUGUUCUCGUUGGAAGGGAAACUGAAGACUUUAAUAACAAAUCCUCCAAGGUCACAAUGAAUACAGGGCGUGAUUCUCAGUCACCAGACUCAGCAAAAGGCUUUAGAAGUGUCCGACCAAACCUACAAGACAAAAGGUCGCCCACUCAGAGCCAGAUCACAGUGAAUGGGAACUCGGGAGGUGCUGUGAGUCCCAUGAGCUACUACCAGCGGCCCUUCUCCCCCUCGGCCUACUCCCUGCCCGGCUCCCUCAACUCCAGCAUCAUCAUGCCGCAUGGCCGGUCACUGGAUUCCACAGAGGCGUAUGCCCAGCAUGCGCAGUCUCUGGACGGCACGGUGGGCAGCUCCAUCCCGCUGUACAGGUCCUCGGAGGAGGAGAAGAGGGUGACGGUCAUCAAAGCCCCACACUACCCGGGGAUUGGGCCGGUGGACGAGUCUGGCAUCCCCACGGCCAUCAGAACGACAGUUGACAGACCGAAGGACUGGUACAAGACGAUGUUCAAGCAGAUCCACAUGGUGCACAAGCCGGAUGAUGACACAGACAUGUACAAUACUCCUUAUACAUACAACGCAGGCCUGUACAACUCACCCUACAGCACUCAGUCCCAUCCUGCUGCGAAGACCCAGACCUACCGACCCCUCUCCAAAAGCCACUCGGACAAUGGCACGGACACUUUUAAGGAUGCAGCUCCCCCGGCCCCUCCCCCACAAGUUCCUCCUCCGGUCCCACCGCUUCGACCUAGAGAUCGGACUUCCACAGAGAAGCAUGACUGGGACCCUCCGGACAGGAAGGUGGACACGAGGAAGUUCCGUUCGGAGCCCAGGAGCAUUUUUGAAUACGAACCGGGCAAGUCAUCGAUCCUGCAGCAUGAGCGGCCACCCCCCCUCCCAACAACUCCGCCACCUGCUCCCCGGGAGCCCGGCCGGAAGCCGAUUCCUAUGUCACCCCACGGAGAAGUCACUGGUAGCCCCUCCCCUCCGCCCAGGAGCGGGCUCCCCACACCAAGCCCGAGCACCCCGGCUCUCUCUCCCAUCUGGACUGACCGCAUACAUCCCGAUGACGUAGAGUUAGAGAAUGAGCCCUGGUAUAAGUUCUUUUCAGAGCUGGAGUUUGGACGGCCGCCUCCUAAAAAGGCUCUGGACUAUGUUCAAGACCAUUCUCCUGGUGUUCCCAACGAGGCCUCCUUGUAUCAAUCCUCUAUAGAUAGAAGCCUGGAAAGACCCAGUAGCUCUGCAGGCCUGGCCAGUGACUUCCGGAAAAGGAGGAAGAGCGAGCCAGCAGUGGGGCAGCCAAGGGGCCUGGGGGACCCAAGGGCGAGCAGGACCAGCCCUGGCCAGGCGGACCACCCAGGAUCAAGCGCCACCCUGACCCAGUCUUUCAUUAGCUCUUCCCCUUCCUCUCCAUCCAGAGCAAAAGACCGAGAGUCCCCUAGAAGUUACGCGUCCGCUGUGACUGACUUGGGGAGGAGUGCACCGAGGGAAAGAAGAGGAGGAACUCCGGAAAAAGAGAAACUGCCUGCAAAAGCUGUUUAUGACUUUAAGGCUCAGACAUCUAAGGAGCUGUCGUUCAAGAAAGGAGACACGGUCUACAUCCUCAGGAAAAUCGACCAGAACUGGUACGAGGGCGAGCACCACGGGCGAGUGGGCAUCUUCCCCAUCUCCUACGUGGAGAAGCUGUCCCCUCCGGAGAAAGCGCAGCCCGCCAGGCCGCCGCCCCCGGCCCAGCCCGGAGAGAUCGGGGAGGCGAUUGCCAAGUACAACUUCAACGCGGACACGAACGUGGAGCUGUCGCUGAGAAAGGGAGAUAGAGUUAUUCUUCUCAAGAGAGUCGAUCAGAACUGGUACGAAGGUAAAAUCCCAGGGACCAGCAGACAAGGCAUCUUCCCUGUUUCCUACGUGGAAGUGGUGAAGAGGAACACAGCCAAAGGCGCCGAGGACUACCCCGACCCUCCCAUACCCCACAGCUACUCAAGCGACAGGAUCCACAGCUUAAGUUCCAACAAGCCACAGCGUCCUGUGUUUACUCAUGAAAACAUUCAAGGUGGGGGGGAACCGUUUCAGGCUCUGUAUAACUAUACUCCUAGGAAUGAAGAUGAGCUGGAGCUCAGAGAAAGCGACGUCAUCGACGUGAUGGAAAAAUGUGACGAUGGAUGGUUUGUGGGAACUUCAAGAAGAACCAAAUUCUUUGGUACUUUCCCCGGAAACUAUGUCAAGAGGCUGUGA
This is a messenger RNA of Pipistrellus nathusii (Nathusius's pipistrelle), 2265 nucleotides long. Lineage: Eukaryota; Metazoa; Chordata; Mammalia; Chiroptera; Vespertilionidae. The record is from the annotation of a GenBank genome assembly.